Drosophila teissieri is the source of this 1471-nucleotide messenger RNA. RefSeq names its product ribokinase. NCBI's taxonomy places the organism in Eukaryota, Metazoa, Arthropoda, Insecta, Diptera, Drosophilidae. Gene Ontology annotation, biological process: D-ribose metabolic process. The coding region runs from base 102 to 1331 and encodes 409 amino acids. Gene Ontology annotation, molecular function: ribokinase activity. The record is from RefSeq and is a predicted model, not a curated record. The transcript is spliced from 2 exons.
UAAUCUGUAUUGUUAUAUGUCAGAAAUGUAGAUUUUUCUCCCCCACACCAAAUUCUCAAUUAAGUUUUGUACUGUGUUUACGGCCUACGCAGUCCUUCUAAAUGGGAAAGUCGGUGGAUGUGGUUGUCUUCGGGACGGCAAACAUCGACUACAUAACAUAUGUCCCGGAACUGCCGAAACCUGGUGAACUGGUCGCCGGAACGUACAUGGAGACCAGUUUCGGCGGCAAGGCGGCCAAUCAGUGUGUGGCAGCUGCCAAAUUGGGGGCCUCCACCGUCCUGGUCGCAAAGUUGGGCAAGGACCAAUCCGGCGAUGACUACCUGAACCACCUGCAGCAGCACGAGGUGGAUGUGACGCACGUCCAGCAGGUGGAGAACAAUCCCACGGGCAUGAGCGAAAUCGCGGUUUCUGAGGAGGGAGAGCAGUACAAGAUCAACGUGGCAGGUGCGAAUGCCUUUCUCACGGCUAAGGAUGUGAGCCGCGCUAAGAAAUCCUUCCAGGACGCGAAGGUGCUGCUCUGCCAACUGGAAACGGACAUGAAUGCCACCAUGUGCGCGUUGCGCCAGUUCAAAGGGGUUUCCCUGCUCCACAUGUCGCCCAUGAGAAAAGACAUACCAAAGGGCAUGAUUGGUUUGCCCAAUAUUUUGGUUGUGAACCAGGAGGCAGCCGCCAAGCUAACCGACAUGGAGGAAGUGAAAACUCCUGACCAGGCCCGAUCAGCAGCCGAAACUCUUAUUGGAAACGGAGCCAAAAGCGUGAUCAUUACCAUGGGAGAACAAGGAGCGGUUUACAUGUCGAAGAAGACCAAGGAUACGUGCACUCAUGUGCCCGCCUCCGAGGUGCCGCACUUGGCCGAUUCCUCGGGGGCAGGAGAUGCCUUCAUGGGCAGCUUGGCCUAUUACAUAGCCCGGUUCCCCAAAUUGUCCACAGAGCAUCACAUCAGUGCGGCCCACUCCUGCGCCGCCUACUCCAUGGGCCGCCGCGGCACUCAGCCCAGUUUUCCCGGCAAGGAGAGCGCCAGGAAUGACCUAUGCUAUACGAAGCCCACCUUCAGUGUCAUUCCACCUAGUGGUGGCAGUUCUACUUCUAGUUCUAGUUCUACUUCUCGGAAUGAACUAGAAGUUGUGGAUAAACCACCAGCACCAGCACCAGCACCUCCACCAGAAAAUCCGAUUCUAGAAGCAAAUCAGACGAAAGCAGUGGAAACCUCCAACGAACCACCGAAGCCCGUUGAGACCACCGAUGAACCUCGAAAGUCUGCGGAAACCGCAGAGGAAGCUCCCAAAACUGCCGUGGAGACUGCUAAUGAACCACCUGCUAAUAAGGCAUAAAAUUCAAUUAUUUGCAUAGAAACUAUUAAAUAAGUUACUAAGGUUUUAGAGGGCCAUACUUUCAUUUGAUAAUUUUUUAUUGCCUAGCGUUAUAUCGCAUAGAAAACGAAAAUAUAUAUAAAUAUAUUUAACUUAUUAAA